Molecule: messenger RNA, 4502 nt
Organism: Chaetomium strumarium
Lineage: Eukaryota; Fungi; Ascomycota; Sordariomycetes; Sordariales; Chaetomiaceae
Exons: 3
Coding region: 488-4039 (1183 amino acids)
Biological process (GO): interstrand cross-link repair; double-strand break repair via synthesis-dependent strand annealing
Molecular function (GO): ATP binding; four-way junction helicase activity; hydrolase activity
Source: RefSeq, a predicted model, not a curated record
CGACAUGAUCCCACCGUACGAUGGGUUGGGGAACCCACGGCAGAACUACAGGUACCUUAUAUAAUAAGGUACCUACCUAGCACCUAAUUUCACACAGUGGCAGCCCGGGGAGGGCAUCUACAGAGUACAAUCUGUUGCUAAUAGGUCCAUUUGGAACAACCACGAUCGGAGAAGCCGCAAGUCACGUGGACUGGCGCCUUGACGCGCGUUACAUCCUCAUUUCGUCGCGUCUUCUUCAGCUCUAACGUUAUCUGAAGUUAUCUGACCCUGGGAAGGGACCAUACGAACUGGCGGUAUCGCCAACCCCCGUCGCAUCUCACAGCGGCUGCCCUCGGCCACCAUCUCACUCCGCACACCCAACAAACCAGGCCCGGGAUCAACAGAGCUCGACUGGGCCACCGUCUGAUGUGGCGCGCAGUUUGAACGUCGAUUUUGGGCUGUCGCAGCCAACCUAGAAGGCUGGAACAACCCACACUCAGCUAGCAUAAUGGAUGACGAUGAGUUUGACGACAUCUCCGACGAGGACCUGCUCCUAGCGCUCACUCAAGCUACCGAUGCCGCAGCGACGUCUUUGGACGAGGGGAGGAGCCUGCGCGAGACGCGCCGAGCCGACCUUCAAUCCGGGCAUUCGAGGCCAUCUGCUCCGACGGUCAACCCGACGACCGCCCCAGCCUGGACCUCAGGGAGCGCGGCAGACGCGCUUGACAGUCCGCCCGAGAGGCCCAGUCGUGCUCUCAGCGGCAGACCGCACGCACAGGGAUCGUCGGCCGCGCGUCAGAACUUCCGUCAAACUACCCUGAGGGGAAACGCGCUACAGGAAGACAGCGGCGGAGCAUCGCAAGCCCAGACCGGUCGCCCGUUCCGCGCCGACCUUCCCCAGGAGGCGCCGACGCACCAUGAUCUCAACCAUCAUGAGCUCUCAGUCUGGGUCUAUCCCCUGAAUCUCGGGCCAAUUCGAGACUACCAAUUCAACAUCGUCAAGAAUGGCCUCUUCAACAACACGCUGGUGGCCCUGCCGACCGGCUUGGGCAAGACCUUCAUCGCCGCGACCGUCAUGCUCAACUACUUUCGCUGGACCAAGCGUGCCAAGAUCGUCUUCGUGGCGCCCACCAAGCCGCUGGCCUCUCAGCAGGUCCAAGCCUGUCUCAACGUGGCCGGCAUCCCCCGGUCCCAGGCGACUCUCCUGACGGGCGAGACGCCUCCGGUCUUGCGGGAGGCGGAGUGGAAGAUCAAGCGGUUGUUCUUCAUGACCCCGCAGACUCUGAUGAACGACCUCUCCAAAGGGUACGCGGAUCCCAAAUCCAUUGUGCUGCUUGUUAUCGACGAGGCUCACCGUGCAACCGGGGACUACGCGUAUGUCAAGGUUGUCGAGUUCAUCCGGCGCUUCUCCAACAGCUUCCGGGUCCUCGCCCUAACAGCCACCCCCGGGUCGACGGUCGAGGGUGUGCAGGACAUUAUCGAUAACCUGGGCAUCGCCCACGUGGAAAUCAGGACCGAAGAGUCAAUCGAUAUCCGCCAAUACGUCCAUUCACGGAACAUCGACACGGUGACCUUUGACCCCUCCGACGAGAUGAGCGAGGUGAAGAGCCUGUUCUCCAAGGCCCUAAAGCCCCUGGUGGACAAGCUGAGUUCGCAAAACAUUUACUUCGGCAGAGAUCCCAUGAGCCUGACGACGUACGGUCUGCUCAAGUCGAGAAACGAGUGGAUGGCAGGGCCCGGCAGGCACGUGAACCAGGGGACAAAGUUCAUGAUGAUGGCCGUGUUUGGAAUCCUGCAGAGCCUGGCCCAUUCCAUCAAGUUGCUCACCUUCCACGGGAUCAAGCCCUUCUACCACAGCCUCGCCGAAUUCAGGGCCACUGAGGAAGGGAAGCCGGGACAAGGCUCGAAACUCAAACGGCAACUGCUUAGUGACGAACACUUCCAGAAGAUGAUGUCCAUGAUUGAGCGCUGGAUGAAGCUCGAAGGGUUCAACGGGCACCCGAAGCUGACCUAUCUGUGCGAGACGCUCGUCAACCACUUCAUGGACGCCGGUGAAGGCUCCAACACGAGAGCUAUUGUCUUCAGCGAGUACCGCGACAGCGCCGAGGAGAUUGUCCGCUUCCUGAACACUCAGCCGCUCAUCAAAGCCACCGUCUUUGUCGGUCAGGCCGAUUCGAAGAGGAGUGAGGGCAUGAAGCAAAAGCAGCAGAUCGAGACCAUAGAGAGGUUCAAGAGCGGCAGCUUCAAUGUCCUCGUCGCCACCUCCAUCGGCGAGGAGGGUCUAGACAUUGGUCAGGUCGACCUGAUCGUCUGCUACGACGCCUCGGCCUCGCCGAUCCGCAUGCUGCAGCGGAUGGGCCGUACUGGGAGAAAGCGGGCAGGGAACAUCGUGUUACUGCUGAUGAAGGGCAAGGAAGAGGAGAAGUUCCUGGAAGCAAAAGACAACUACGAGAAGAUGCAGCAGCUCAUCUGCAACGGUGACAGAUUCUCCUUCCGCCACGACCUCUCCGUGAGGAUUAUGCCGCGCGACAUCAGGCCUGAGGUUGAGAAGCGGCAUGUCGAUAUCCCCAUCGAGAACUCCCAAGACACGUCUCUGCCGGAGCCCAAGAAGACACUGGCGGGCUUGAGAAAGAAGCCAGCCAAGAAGAAGUUCAAUAUGCCCGACGGCGUGGAAACUGGCUUCAUGAAGGCUUCGCUCUUCGGCCGACCCGUGGGACAGACUGCCAAAGCCCCCAGGCAGCCGGCCGAAACCGACUUCCUGGCCGAGGUGCCUGAACUGGACAAAGUUUUGUUGAGCAAGUCGCAAGCGGACCGCUUUGAGAGGCUGUACAAAAGCCUCCCGGGAAGCCGCCUGGACAAAGUGCAUGAGCUCGGGUUCGAUGAUCUCAACCUUGGCGCCCAUCCGGCUGCCCAGCGGGUGCUCCGUCGUACUGUGAACCUAAAGCAUGGUGAGUACACGAAGAGGUGCGUGAAGCUAUUUAGAGCUUUAGGCCAGUACCAAGAUGCGUCGAAACCGUUCACCUGUGUGUAUAGCGAGAGAAACGCAACAUCAUGGGAGCAACUGCCGGUCAUGGCGUUCGCAGAUGAACCAGACGGUGAGGCUGCCCAAACUGUGGAAAGCCACAAGUCGCUGGUAUCCAGACAGGCAGGUAAAAGCAGGGCUAGUAAAAAACGUAGAGCGGAAGAGAACCUCUCCAGCGGUUGCGAAGAGGUCGACGAAGAAGAAGAUGAUGAGAAAGAAGAUGAGGACGGAACGGACACGGAAGCCGAAGAGGUCUUGGCACAAGGAAACCGUGGGCGUGGCCGUGGGCGUGGCCGAGGGCGGCCAGGGGCGACGAAAGGCCGAGGGACGCUCAAGCGACUGGGCGAUCAUCUCGAAGACUGGGGGGACGACUGCACCCGAACCAGCGACCUUGAAGAUACAGAUGGCUCUGACAGUGGUGCCGAUCUAGACGAUUUCAUCGUCGCAGACGAUGUGCUCCUCUCGUCUAGCAACCGGCAACGAUCAACCGACCCUACCACGCCGGGCUCGUCCGGUCUCAGCCUGAGACACAAGGACGAAAGGCAGGCCAGCACCGCUAGCGAGAAGCCUUUCUACGAGCCGAUGGAGUUUGAUCCGACGCAGAACACAACAACAGACGACGACGAGAUGCCCGAUCUGGCCGAACUGCCACCGCCAGGCGGGAACGGGAAUAGCACCCUGCCCGAACGCACCAACCCCUCCACCCACCGCCUCGCGAAGGAUCCCGCGGCUAAGUCUCGCUCGACCCCGCGCCAGUUGAGCGCGUUGACUUGUGCUGCGAGCAGAGGGUUCCGCUGGGGGAGCGCGCGGCGCACGGACGGCCAGCGCAGGAGCAGGCUUGCGGUCAUAUGUCCUGCGGAAAGGGAAUCAUCAUUAUCGGAGGAGGAGAAGGAGGAGAAGGAGGAGAAGGAGGAGAAGGAGGAGAAGGAGGAGAAGGAGGAGAAGGAGGAGAAGGAGGAGGAGUCUGGUGGGUGGGGGAGGAGGAGGAGGUGGGUGCGGAGAGUGUGGAGGAUGAGGGCCGCUUCGCGGGUUGUGUAGUGCUGCUGCUGCUGCUGUUGCUGCCUUGAUCCUCCUCCUCCUCCUGCUGCUGCUCCUCCUGGAGGCAGACGGCCGCUGGUACUAGUGAGAUGCUUAGCCUUGCGGGGUGAUUUGUGGGGUGUUGGCUUGCUGUCUUGGUGAGAACAACGGCGGCGGGUCAUGGUUAUUAGCUUCGGGGUGUAGCGGAUUGCGACGGUGGCGUACUCUAGACUUGGGGGUUGUGUCGGCGAUGGAGAAGGGGGGUCUGAGCAGCUGGUGGUGGUGCUGAGAGCGUGGUAAGUACCGAGAUCGUCUUUGGGUAAGUUCUCAGCAGCGGCGUUGUUAUGGUCGACGCACUGCUGGUCCUCGAUUAUUGAUUUCGAGUCGAAAACAGCAGGGCCGGCGUACGGCUUCCACACAUGAGCCUCAUGACCUGCCGAGCUCCACGGCGGAGAGCUUCUCAGCCCGUCGUAUAUAGGUCGCA